Molecule: messenger RNA, 942 nt
Organism: Selaginella moellendorffii
Lineage: Eukaryota; Viridiplantae; Streptophyta; Lycopodiopsida; Selaginellales; Selaginellaceae
Exons: 9
Coding region: 375-824 (149 amino acids)
Source: RefSeq, a predicted model, not a curated record
UAGCUGAGAAUCUUCUGCUAAAGGCAAAGUCCGAGGCAGCUGCAAAGGCUCAGGAACUUUAUAAGGUUUACGAGGCUUGGCUGCCACCAUGGGCCGCGGGCCGACUAGCGCAGAUACAGUCAACUUCGGCAGUGUAUUGGACCCUGCACGGUGAACCAGUUUUUAAGAAAGCUGCGGAGCACGCCUCUCGACACGCCACAACGGCGAAGGAAUGGGCUCAACCUCACGUAGAUACUCUUAAGAAGAAAGUAGGCCCUUCUGCGAGUGCGUACUGGAAUACUGUCUCCACGAACGGCAAAGUUCUGGCUUCUAAAGUGUCAGAGGCCUACAAUGUUCACUUGUCGCCCCACUUUGUUAAGGCGAACGAACAACUUAUGCCUCGCAUCAAGUCUCUACGGAAACAGCUUCGGCCGCACGUAGACAAAGCUGCUGCAUACGUCCGUCCUUAUUACGAGAAAUCUCAAGAAUACGCUGCUCCUCACAUCGAAAAGGUGCAUCAAGUUUCCAAGGAGGCACUGACCUCGGCUGUAAAUUAUCACAAUAAGAUGCAAAACUCAGUUCGCGGGCUUUUAUUGAAGCACGAGGUGUCGGCAGGCUGGGCGGCGAGUAAAGAGCUCGUUUGGUUUCUCGCGAUGGCGGUUUUGGUGCUACCAGCGGCUGCAGCGAUGCAUUUGGUGUUGAGCACCUUCAGUGGUAGCAAGAAGGUGAAGAAGCCGAGCCGGAGCCACGCCAACGCGCACAAAAAGUCCAAAAAGUCAAAGCAUCAAUCGUCGUCGUCUUCAUCGGCGGCGACAAGCGCAGAGAAGCACGCAGAGAAGCAGUAGAAAAAGAAAAACGAAGUGGCAGUCAAGAUUGAAAUCUUUCCGGAUAUAUCGCUCGCGCUUACUCCUGGCUCCUUUGGACAUGUGUAUAAAAACACUAAAAUUUUUGUGUACGCGCAAA